CCUGGCGGCCCGGGGCGGGGAGGCUGGGACGCCCGGGCUCCGGGUUCCCGGUUCCCGCCUGGCCGCCAGGGUGCUGGUGCGGGUUGGGGUCGAUCUGCAAGCCCCAGGUACAGACGUCUCCAAGGCAGGACCCGCCGAGGGUGCAGAACGCCGUGGCUCCCCCCAGGGCUGGCUCCCCGGCUCUGCGGGCAAGCGCGGAGUGGAUCCCAUUCCGUCGCCCAUCCCGGCCGCGGUGGGGACCUCCGGAGAACGAGGAGCUGGGGAGCGGCGACUGCAACGCACUCACGGGAACGACAAGUCAUUUCAGCUUUGGAGCAUCUCAGACUACAGUUGUGGAAGCCGGCUGAAAGCAAUAGAAAGGGGAGGAGCUGGACCAUUUUUCAUUUACUCUCAUUAAAAAGGAAUUUGAAGAGAAGAUAAAAUGGCAGAGUUUUGAGGUUAAUAUUCAGGAUGAAUGAUGAUAAUUCAGAUAGGACAGAAGAUGGAUCGCGUUAUGUAUUUAUCCGAGAUAAAAACUCGAAUCCAUCUGAAUACUACCAAACAUCGCUAUCUGCCCAGUGCCCUUCAGUGAGUCACGGGGAUUGGAACUCUGACAACCCAGAUGCCAUGGUGGUCGAUUAUGAAAUGGAUCCUGCGGUGGACAGUAGUGAAAGUGUAUCUUUAAGCCAUCAGUGUGUUGAAGAACUUGCUUACCCAGAGCCUUCAAGUGAUUUCAUGGGGAAGCAUGAGUUUACAAUGUACAGUGAGCUUACCUGCCAGUCUCCUGCACUUGUGAACACAGGGAAGCCCCAAGACCUGCACAGUAACUGUGACUCCCUAGAGGCAAUCCAGGAUGAGAAGUUUGAUCCCCUUAAGCCCUGUGAGUGCAGGUCUGAUGACGAUUAUGCUUGUGGAGAUUCCCCUGAAGUUUUGGAGCUAAAACAAACAUAUGGCAUGAAAGUGGACACGGCUAACUACACCUUUAUAGCACGCCAUGAUAUUGAACAGGGUCAGCCUUUGCAUGCUCCUGGAGGUUUGCAGACAACAGUGAGAGACAGAAAUGCUUUGUCCUCCUGCGGUCGGACACCACCCCAUUCCUCUAAGAUGUAUGUGAGAGGGGUUAAUUAUAAUCGAGAGAACUUUGAAAACCUCCAAGCCACACCAUCCAAGACCCUAAACACAACCUUUACAGUGAUCUCUGAUGUGCUGAUGCAAACUGACAGUCCAGACGUUGGAGUUCAGGGUCAGAAUUCUUUAGGAAAUGUCACCAAAGAGUACACAGAUGGGACAAGGCGAGGACUCAUUGGAGAAAAAGAGAUACAAGCUGUGACACUGGUUUCGGAUGGCAUGGAGGUCCCCAACGGAUCUGCAUCACAGGAGUUCUAUUGUGUAUCUGAAGAUGACCCAAACAGUGAGACACAUUCACACGGCCCGUAUGCUCAACAGGAAAUGGGCCAAAAUUUAAGAGGAACACUGCCCAACUGUCAUGUCGAUGGUGAAUGCCCAGUACUGGUGCCAGCUUUUGAGAAGAGUAAAACCAGAGUCCUGGGCUCUGAGUGUAAAGUCACUGUGACUGAAGACCCACACAUCGAUUCCCACGACAAUGACUCAGACAUCCAAAGUAGUACUGAAGAGCUGACCCUGAGAAGUGUUUCAGGGCAGAGGGGUUCACCUUAUGAAAUGGGUUGGGGCGAGAACGGCGGAGCCAUUUGCACAGAUAAAGCAGGUUGCAUGUCAACACCAGUUGAGCAACCCCCCAAUCUGAGCUUCAGACUUGAACCUGCUGAAGUGAAGAAGUACAAUAAUGUGGAGAAUGGACCAAGAGAUGCUAAACGUGCACCAAACUUGAAAGGGGAACCAACAAAUAUGCCAAAACCUAAUUUGGGAAAAUCAGCUACCAAAACAAAUACCACUGUAGGCAGUAAAGUCAGGAAGACAGAAAUUAUAAGUUAUCCUACACCAAACUUCAAAAACAUUAAAGCCAAAGUUAUAUCCAGAUCAGUGUUGCAACCCAAAGACACUUCCAUAAUGAAGGACACACCCAGCCCUCAGGUAACAGGGGGCUCUUCACCAUCACCAGGGCCUUCUAAACACUUGACAAUGAUGAACAAAGCACCAAGAUCUGACUUUAAAGCCAGCAAAAAAGCAGAAAUCCCAAUUAACAAGACACACAAGCAACAGUUUAAUAAACUCAUUACCAGCCAGGCUGCGCAAGUUACAACUCAUUCUAAAAAUGCUUCACUCGGGGUUCCAAGAACAACAUCUGCCACGAAAUCGAAUCAGGAGAAUGUUGACAAGACAGGUUCUCCUCAUGCAGGGAGUGAGACCGGGUCUGUAGCUGCCUUCUUCCAGAAGAUCAAAGGCAUUCUCCCCGUGAAAAUGAAAAGCUCAGAGUGUUUGGAAGUGACUUACGUUUCCCACAUCGAUCAGAUUAGCCCUGAAAAGGGUGAGCAGGACGGUGAGGCUCCCAUGGAAAAGCAAGAGCUGGGAAAACAAGCCACGAAUGAGAUUUUUGAAUCCAAGUCUCUAUUGGUGGGCUCUGCACCCAAAACUUCCACCACGCCAGGAAGGAGCAGUUCCAAGCCAGACUCGCGGAGCCUGAGGAAAACACCAGGUCUAAAAGCCAAAGUGGGUCCCACUGCUGCCUGCCUGAGGAGGAAGAGUGAGAGUAGAACCCUAGGCUCCGACAGGGCCUUAUCGCCUCAGAGGAUCAGGCGCGUGUCCGGCUCUGGAAAGCCUCCGUGCUUGAAAACUGCACUCUCUUCUUGGGUGAAUUUGCCUAGACCACUUCCUAUAUCCGAAGCAUCCUUGAUAUGCAGGGCAGGAAGCACCCGGUCAGUGGCCAGCACCCACAGCGACCUGAGCGCCUACAGCAGUGACUGUGGUCAUGCUGCCAUCAACAAAUAUGAAGAGAAACCUCCCAAACAAGCAUUUCAGAAUGGGUCAGGACCCUUGUAUCUGAAGCCUUUGGUACCCAGAGCUCACUCGCACUUGCUCAAAACUUCUCCAAAAGGUCCUUCAAGGAAGAGUCUGUUUACAGCUUUUAAUUCAGUUGAAAAGGGCAGGCAGAAGAAUCCCAGGAGCCUAUGCAUCCAGACCCAGACAGCUCCAGAUGUGCUGUCCUCCGAGAGAACGCUUGAGUUGGCCCAAUACAAGACAAAAUGUGAAAGCCAAAGUGGAUUCAUCCUGCACCUCAGACAGCUUCUUUCCCGUGGUAACACCAAGUUUGAAGCGCUGACCGUUGUGAUCCAGCACCUCCUGUCUGAGCGGGAGGAAGCACUGAAGCAACACAAAACCCUCUCUCAAGAACUUGUCAGCCUCCGGGGAGAGCUAGGACUGGACUUGGGAAAUGGUGUCAUUUCUGUUAACUACUGAAUCAGACAGGCUUGCUCAAGGACCAGUGCUUGCUUAAGGGCCAGCGAAGGCAUUUGGGAAAAGGUUGGUUUGGCCAGCGAAUAGAAGAAGAAAACCUUCAAACAAGUAUAAUGAAGCUGGCUCCAAAGAAAAUUCUUGUAGCUUUCAGCUGGAUUUGUGUUUUGGGCCAGAGUGGAAAAAAGAUAUAAGUUUAUAUAUGUCAAAACCGUUUUCCUAUUUGAGGGAAUAAAAUGUGUCGCACUGUGGUCUCACAGUCUCCAGGUUUGAAUCCUUGGUUUGGGAGCUGGGUGGCUCAGAGCCCAUCAUGUCACAUCUCUUCUGUCCCAGUUUUAUUUUCUCUAAAGUGACAGUGUGCAUGUGUGCCCCAAGGAUGAUCAUGAAGGUCAUAUUAGGUAAAACUUUGCAAAGCGGCCAUACCAGGUGUUAACUGCUAUUCGCCAUACAUACACGAAUGUAUCUGGUAUUAAGUUAAUGUCGUGGUGUGUGUCUGUAAUCCCAGUAACUCCAGAGGUCAAGACAAGAGGAUUGCUACCAGUCCCAGGCCAGCAUAGUGAGUGAAAGGUUAGUCUGACUACAUAGUGAGGGCCUAUGCCAAACACACACACACACACACACACACACACACACACACACACACACACACACAAAUACACACUCACAGAUUCAGUUUUGCAGGCGUGUAGUGAUUGGUGAAAUGCCUUCUUAUGAAAGCAUAAACUAUACCGUGGGAAGGACUAGUCAGUAGAUGGGAUACUAUUAGAGAUCCCUCGGGACAGGGAGACCCGACCUUCGCUGCUAUUGGCAUUUAAUGUAGGUUAGAGGAAUGGGGGAUUUGGUUUGGUCUGGUCUGGUCUGGAACUCAGUCUGUAUACCAGGUUGGCCUCAAACUGGGAGAUCCUUCUACCUCUGCCUCUUGAAUGCUGGAAUUAAAGGUGUGCACUCUCACUGCCCGGAUAGAGAUACAGGCUUUUAUGCAUACACUCCCAGUUAGGAGUUACUUAUUUUUGAGUACACAGUUUUCCCUUUGAUGAUGUGUCUGUGUAUUUUGCUGAAUUAGUGUAGAGUCUGAGGUAAAGUAUAUGAGGUGGUAGGGCCUAACCCCCGAUGCUUUUUAUAGGCGACUUAGAGAUCUGAUCUUCCAUCCAUCACUUGCACCAUCCAAGUGUCCAACUUGUCCCUUGGACUAACCAGGGGCUGUCAGAGUCACUGGUCAGCUGUGAUCUUUACUGUGUCCCUGAAAACUGGGACAAGAGUCUCACCCUUGAAGAACUAUGAAGGGUGAAAGAGACUCAGGCCCAGGAACCCUGCAACUGCAAUCGUCUGUACCUCUGCCCUUCACAAUCUAAUGGCUUCCACCCAUCUUCCCCAUUGGCAGACUUUCUGGAUGCCCUCAUUUCGUCCUCUAAUAGUCUCUUCUUUUUGUCUGGCACACAACCAGCAUGUUUCUCCUAUCUGACCCACAUCCCUUCGUGGAAAGCCCUUUGCUUGGGCGAACCUCUUUGAGAAACCCCUCUGUCUCAUCAGAAUCAAACCACAAGGCUCCCCUACACCAGUGACCCUCCUACCUUGCACUGAUGUAUUUAAUAUAUCCUGUGUUCUUCUGUUAUCUCCAGACUGUAUGGUCUUCACAAUGAGGAGAGUCUCUCCUACUUCCUCUUUGAGGAAAAAAUCGUAAUGAACUCUCCAUUUGCAUAGCGUAGUGGCUUAUGUUUAUUGGCAUUUGAGAGUUUAAACCUUAAAGAUCAGUGUAUAAACAAGAAAUACUCUAUAGUUCUUCUAUUUUGGCAUACUUUUGCAUAGCCCUGUGCCUUUGUUUAUAGAACAUGUAUAACUUUGUACCAUUAUUAUUUCAGGAAAGCCUAUUUUAUAUACAGUAAUAUCUAUUGUACCAUCACAUUUUUGCUUAUUUGAAACAGGGCAGCAAUGUGUAGACUUGGCUGGCUCUAAACUAGAUCUUUGUGCCUUUGUCUGAUCCAUGAUAUUUUUAAAAAUUACAUUUAUUUGCAUGUGUUACCCACAUGUGUGUGCCACAGCAGCUUCGUGGAAGUCAGGGGACAGCUUUCAGGAUUGAGUUCUUCCCUUCCACCCUAUGGGUCCCACCCACGAACUCUGGUUCUUCGGUUUGGUGGAAAGCCUUGGUCCCUCCCUGAGCUAUCAAGCCAGUCCAUUAGUUUUAUAUAAUCAGAUUCCUAUAAUCUCCCCUUGCAUUGAACAUUUCUGUAAUUCCAGAAAACUCCCUUAAGCCUCCCCUCCCUUAGAAGCAAAUAAUGAUCUGGUUUCAGGACCAAGUACCAAUGUUGUCUCUCCUUGAGUUUUGUAUAAAUGAAAGUAUAGUCUGUAGUCUCGUUCACGUCUGGCGUCUUCAGCAGAGGGGCAUACUUCUGGGGUGUUUUCUCAUCAGUCUUUGGAUUCUUUGAACAAGCCCAGUGCUUUUCCAGGGCACCUUGGAGCCUCCACUGAGGACGUUUUUAAUGAUUGUGGAGCAUCUCUAGAAUGCUAUGGCAAUAAGACAGCCCAUAUGAUCAUGACUCAGAGGUGUAGUUUUUUUAAGUCUUUCCUUCCCUCCUGCAGGGGUGUGCCUCCUUAGAGGCCCUGCCUUCUCGGUGAGCCUGCUGAUCCAGUGUGAUGACGCUUUCUCCUGCGUGGCCCUGCGUUUCCAGAGUCCUCUGUGCUAUUCCUCUACUCUGGACUCUCAGAUUUAUUUACUUGUUCAUUCAUUGUUUUCCAGUUUUCCAUUCUGUUGAAAAUAUCUUGUCUUCAGUUGAGUUUCACCCAAAUCUUUCAAACGAGUUAGUUUUACUUUUUCUACCUUUCUGGUUACUGGGUACACAUUAAGACUUUGCACUUGGAGCUAUUUGCUUAUGAGCCUCUUCCUGCCAUUUAGAGCUCAACUACCCUCUGUCAGGUGUGUAGGCCUGGGGCACACGGGUGCAUAGAGAGCAGGAAAAGAAUAGAUUUUGUAGCCUAAGAUGGAGACAAGGAAGGUGAUCUUCUCCCUGUAGUGUGCAAACGUUUGAAGGGUUCUGUGCACAAACAUUUCCUAUGAACUGCCUUAAAAGGUAAUAAUUCUGUCUUUCAGAAUACCGUAUAAUAAUGGUGAUGUGUAACUCUGUUGUGGGUGCUAGGUUUCACCAUGACAGCGGUUCACCAGAGAAUCUUGAAUGUCAGUCUUUGCAAGUAGUUUACUGUUACAUUUCAUGGUCAACAUCCAAAGCAAGCUUUUGAAACUGAGAAAGCCGUUGUGGUUCUUUCUGCAGUCAGGUUGAAAUAAAAGUGUUGUAUGGAGGCCUCUUACUGUAAUCUUUGAGACUUCUGUUGUCCUUAAAAUUACACUUCUAUAUAAAGAGAAAGAUUUGGUUGUUGUGGUGUUGGGGAUCAAACCCAAGGCAUUGUACAUAUUGUACGUGGUAGACAAAUCCUCUACAUUGAGCCAUACCUCUAGCCCCAAGGAAAUAAAUGUGAACCCAGCAACCAUGGGAAGGAUAGAAAAAGUAACAUUAACUUGUUUGAAAGUUGGGUAACACUCAGAUAAGAUAUUGUGUGUGUGUGUGUGUGUGUGUGUGUGUGUGUGUGUGUGUAUGUGUUCUCAAGAAGGUAGAGCUAACUCACACAGCUUUUUAUUAAGGAGCCCCAGUUGUUUAUUUCAUUGAACCAAAUGAGAUUUUUAUCCCUUGAUACACUAAACAUUGUUAAAAAUCUUUAGGAUAAAUAUGUAAAAGCUUUAUUACUUUCCCCUCCGUAUAUAGAAAUUCAUAGGUUUUGGGGACAUUCUCUGGGUUCUGUUCAUUCCUAAACAGAGCAAUAUUCAGGUAUACUGUAGUUUAUAUUGUAUAAAAGAGAAGAAAUUGAGACUCAAGGCCUAGUGUGAUUUCCUGCUGCUAACCUGCUCAGGAGCCAAAGUGUUUGGAUAAGAAGCCAAAGCAGCCAGGAUACCACAUUUGUCAGCCCGGAAAGAAAGUGCUUGGUGUAACUUUGUAAACCAGUGCAAAAUCAUUUGACUCCACUGUAAGCAUGCAUUGACCACUAACAGCUUGUUGGGACCCUUCUCCAAUUGAAGCAGGGAAGACAACUUAUACUAUUGCUAAGUCUGAAUAUCUUCUUAACUACUUAAAAAUCAAGUUGUCAACAGCAGAAUAUGAGCCACCUCAUCAGCGCUUACCCAGUGAACCCUACGUAGACUGGCUCACAUCUUGUGAAACGUGUGAAUGUGUGCACCACCCAGCUCUGGUGUAACAAGCCUGUGUCUAAAGAUAUUUAGACAUUCUGUAUAACUAAUUUCAAGCCUGCCUGCCUGCCUCCCUCCCUCCCUCUCUCCUUCCCUCCCUCCCUCCCUGUCUCCCUCCCUUCCUCCCUCCCUCUCUCCCUCCCUCCCUUCCUAUAGAAUCUAAUGAGAUAGCAUAAGGAAACCCUACCUAGAGCUCUUUAACUAGGUGAGAUGUUUGAAGGGCUAGUUGAUAGCUACCUCAGACUUGGGCCAUUCUCUUGUUAUCUGUGUCUUUCCUAAAUUUGGACUUUGGCUGGCUCCACUGAUAUCCAAAAGCCCAUGCUCUUUUGCCCACAGAUAAGCAAAAUACUGCCAACAGCACCCUGCUAUGAGAGCCCAUGAGAUUUCUUUCUUGUCCUGGUCUCUUGCUAACUCUAAAUUUCCAAAUGUUCCUCACCCCAGGUCACUUGUCCAGAACACAGAUUCACAAACGUCACGGUGAGAUGAGACAGAUUUCCUGUUCUCACACCCACCAAUUCCAACUCAUUCAAGUUUGGGAUGGAGUCCAGAAAUCUAAUAUCAUCCAGGUGAUUUGGACACCAGAGCACCUGAGACUACACCCAGACACCGCACUAUCUAGAGUGUUCCUUAUGUGUGAAAAAGUGUGUGUGUCUAUUAGCACACUAACGAUAAAUAGCUCCAAGAGUCCAUUCCUAUAUGUCGAAAGUCUAUGCACUUCUGAGGUCUUGUACGAGCACUUUUUGAUUCUUCUGCCCUAAAAGCAACUGAUCUGGAUGGAAGGCGGCAUGACGGAAUAGUUAAUACCUGACUGGGGUUCACUGUAUUGUUUUGAUUGAAGAAACCUGGUACUUUACACAGGGACUCGUAUUUCUCAGGCUUGAGUCUUAGAACACACCGACAGUUAUUGAGCCACACUUCUGUCUCUGACCCACCUUCAUUGCUAGAUUUUUCCCCCCCACGUAUGUGUGGAGUGUGCACUGUGAGCAGCUUUCUGCAGCCUGACACAGGCUAGGGCAUAAGAUGGAAACCGCACCCUGGAAGCCCAGCUGGCCACCUCUGUCUGGAAGGUGGAAGACAGGCCAAUGGGGCCAGAUUACAAACUACCUGAUCAACACAGGAAAGAGAGAGGAACCGGGGAAGCAUUGUUCUCCACUUAUCUUUCAGUCUCUGCGGCUCCAGAGGAGACAUGAGCUAGAGCAUUCUUUGGUGCACACUGGCCACCUGAACUGACUCCGCCCUUUGGAUCCUGAAUCACGGAAGUAGCCAGUGAGAUCCAGUACCGAGUUCCACGCCUGGAACACGGGGCCUUCAAGGGUCAUGAUUGAUUCAGGUCUGCCCUCCCAGUUCCAUUUGGUUAAAUGAGACUUAGGGUGGCUGGCACCUACUUGUCAGCUCAGAGCCCUGCAUGAAAAUCUGAACCCAAGAGCCUCUCGCAAGGUCUGCAGCCAGUGUGACAGGUAGCGUGGUAUUGUUUAUGGUAAAGUGGAUUCAAUGGUACCGACGGUUUUGUACAAAGUCGGUUCCCCAAAGGUUUACAAUUGGUGGGAGAUUUUGAAAUUGUUCAUAUAGACUGACUCAAGGGCGUCGUGCAUAAGAACAAAGUCACUAACUGCUGAUUUUUGAAAUUUAGAGGAGACCCUUGUCUACCACGUGUCUCCCAGGUUACUUGGCUCUGAAAGGUUACCUUUAAAGAAACAAACUCUGAAGGUCGUGAUGCUAGGCGACCACCUUCCUGCAUGCUGCCUCCGCCCUUUGGCACUCUCAAGGCCCCUCCUGCCCCGUCUUUCUGUACCGUCUAUAACAACUCCAAAUUUGCCGUUAUCUGUCAUCCCUAACUGAGAGGCCAGCAGAACACAGAGCUGUUUCCUCACUCUGCAAAUCAGGACUUAGAGGUCCAGAAAGUCAGAAAUGCCUUUUGGUCAGACAGUCUGGGCCCUACCUUUCUGGGUUAGUUUUCUCAUGGACACCUUUGAUCUUUUAAAAAAACAGAUUAGAUUUUACCUGAAAGUGUAUCAUGAUAAGAUCUUGUGGAGUAAUGUUAUAGAGUAAUCAUGGGGGAAGGGCCCUGUCCUAUGGUAUGGUUCUGGAGCUGGGGACCAGGAGAAGUGAGAGAAA
Mus musculus (house mouse) is the source of this 9694-nucleotide messenger RNA. RefSeq names its product mitochondrial tumor suppressor 1 (gene Mtus1). The record is from RefSeq and is a predicted model, not a curated record. Lineage: Eukaryota; Metazoa; Chordata; Mammalia; Rodentia; Muridae. Gene Ontology annotation, cellular component: mitochondrion; Golgi apparatus; nucleus. Bases 451 to 3354 code for a protein of 967 amino acids. The transcript is spliced from 9 exons.